This is a messenger RNA of Emys orbicularis (European pond turtle), 1278 nucleotides long. Its product is annotated as complement decay-accelerating factor-like. NCBI's taxonomy places the organism in Eukaryota, Metazoa, Chordata, Testudines, Emydidae. The record is from RefSeq and is a predicted model, not a curated record. Bases 1 to 1227 code for a protein of 408 amino acids. Gene Ontology annotation, cellular component: plasma membrane. Gene Ontology annotation, biological process: negative regulation of complement activation, classical pathway; T cell mediated immunity. The transcript is spliced from 13 exons.
AUGGUGUUUGUCGCCACUGCUGUGAGGCCGGCCCGCUGCCACCCACUCUGGCUCCUAGGAUUUGUAGCGCUGCUGCUGCCCGGGGCUUGCGGUCAGUGUGGGGCCCUGCCAAGGCUGAGUCAUGCCCUCCCCUCUGAUACUAAUCGCACAGAGGGCUUCCCCAUCAACACACAAAUGACAUACAAGUGCCUUGAGGGUUUUGUUAAAAUCCCAGGAAAGUCAGACACUGUCGUUUGCCUUUCAAACUCACAGUGGUCAAACAUCGAAGAGUUUUGUGAUCGCAGCUGUCCUGCCCCACCAAGGUUAAAGUCUGCUGUGUUAAGUGAUGAGGAUUUGAGGAAGAAUUACUAUCCUGCUGGGACCAAUGUGAGUUAUGUCUGUCGCCCAGCUUAUGAGAGAACUGAACUGAGUCCUGUUACUACUUGUCUUGAAAAUUUAACAUGGGUGGAAGCCCCUGAGUUUUGUCUAGGAAAAUCUUGUGGUGUUCCAAAAAACCCAGAACAUGGCAGACCUGUUGAUGCAACAAAUAACCGGUUUGGUGCAAAAGUAAACAUACUUUGUGAUGAUGGAUACCGAGUAAGCGGGCGACCUUUCAUCCAGUGUUUGCUUAACGGAGAUCAAGUUGAAUGGAGUGAACUUCCAACUUGCCAAGCGAUUACUUGUUCUCCUCCUCCUAAUAUUACCAAUGGGAUGCACAAUGGCAGUCACCUGGAAAGCCUUGACUAUAACUCAUCGAUAACUUACAAAUGUGACCAUAAUUUUUCACUUACUGGAGAGGCCUCCAUUUACUGUACAACUAGAGAUAACAUCAAUGGAGUCUGGAAUGGGUCUGCCCCUGAAUGCAAAGUCAUAAUUACCCAGGACAAACCCACGACUGUCCCUCCCAAAGGAACAGAAGUAGCUGGUACUGCCUCAGACAUAAUUACCCAGGACAAACCCACAACUGUCCCUCCCAAAGGAACAGAAGUAGCUGGUACUUCCUCAGACAUAAUUACCCAGGACAAACCCACAACUGUCCCUCUCGAAGGAGCAGAAGUAACUGGUACUUCCUCAGGUUCUGUGCUGAACCCAGCUGGCAACUCUGCUGAACCUGAAGAUGAAGGGCUUGUCAUAGUCAUUGCAAUAGGCAUUGGCACUGGUAUUGGUAUCGUAGUUCUUGGUGCAAUUCCUGCAAUUAUAGCAUCGGCAAUUUUGAAGAAAAAUAGGAUGAAGGUCGAUGUUAGCUAAUGGCUUACAAAUUAACAGACAUAAUAUUGGAAGAAAAGAAUGGAAAAGUUA